Molecule: messenger RNA, 423 nt
Organism: Diatraea saccharalis (sugarcane borer)
Lineage: Eukaryota; Metazoa; Arthropoda; Insecta; Lepidoptera; Crambidae
Source: the annotation of a GenBank genome assembly
AUGGCGUUACAACUUUACCAGCGCUUUGACAAGAUGCCCACGAGAAUCACAAUAGAGAACCAGUACGAGCCAGUAGAAAAUAUGCCAUAUCCCGCCAUCACCAUAUGCUCGCCUAAUCAGAUAACUAUUAGCUCCGUCAGACAUUUCAAUAAGACUCUCGUCAAUGGUAAGGCAACGUCACGGGUGAAUGAGCUCCUCCCUUUAUUGCUAGGAUUCUACCAGCCACCCGUAGAGCUCAUCAAGGAAGACCUUGAGCUUUUGCAAGAGCUCAUCGAUAGCAAUCGGAACGUGCAAAGAACAGAUCAUAAAGUGCAUCUGGUGAAGCGAUGGGGCAAGAGGAGCUCGUUGACCGUGGUGGCUGAUAGUCAACCCCACGACGCACUCGACGGUACUCUGGCUAAUGGAGGUGCCAUACGGGUCUGA